Cottoperca gobio is the source of this 1686-nucleotide messenger RNA. RefSeq names its product achaete-scute family bHLH transcription factor 1b (gene ascl1b). The record is from RefSeq and is a predicted model, not a curated record. Gene Ontology annotation, biological process: neuron differentiation; sensory organ development; positive regulation of transcription by RNA polymerase II. The transcript has a single exon. NCBI's taxonomy places the organism in Eukaryota, Metazoa, Chordata, Actinopteri, Perciformes, Bovichtidae. Bases 145 to 756 code for a protein of 203 amino acids. Gene Ontology annotation, molecular function: RNA polymerase II transcription regulatory region sequence-specific DNA binding; DNA-binding transcription factor activity, RNA polymerase II-specific; protein dimerization activity. Gene Ontology annotation, cellular component: RNA polymerase II transcription regulator complex.
GAGACUUGGACUAGAGUUAGCCACACGGUCCACACGCGAAGGACACGAGAGCUGUACACUGCCAACCCUUUCCACUCUUCUGGUCCCACUGUUAGAGGCUGCGCUCGUCCUCUGCAUCCAUCACUUGUCACAACUGUCAGCGAGAUGGAAACUACAACCAUCACCACCACGCAGACUGCAUUCACCUUUGGACUUACUGAAAGACACGCCAGCCUCAGCCUGCACGCCCCGGCACAGGACUGCGCUGUCCCCGACGUGCACCCCAUCAGCAACGCUGCCGGCUUCCAAAGUAAAACCAAGGUGCUGAAGAGACAGCGCUCCAGCUCGCCGGAGCUCCUGCGCUGCAAGCGGCGUCUGAGCUUCAACGGCCUCGGCUACUCCAUCCCUCAGCAGCAGCCCGUGGCCGUGGCGCGGCGGAACGAAAGAGAGAGGAACCGGGUCAAACAAGUCAACAUGGGCUUCCAGACGCUGCGCCAGCACGUGCCCAACGGCGCCGCAAACAAGAAGAUGAGUAAAGUGGAGACCCUGAGGUCGGCGGUGGAGUACAUCAGGGCUUUACAGCAACUUCUGGAUGAACAUGAUGCUGUGUCGGCUGCUUUCCAGUGCGGGUUGCCAUCCCCGACAAUCUCCAACAGCUAUUCUGCCGAACCGGAGUCGCCUCACUCCACCUACUCAUCAGACGAAGGCAGUUAUGAGCCACUGAGCUCCGAGGAGCAGGAGCUGUUGGACUUUACAACCUGGUUCGACAGGUACUGAGGCUGACAGCACCCAAAGCAUACAACAGCGUCUGUGCCUAAAAGCGGCUGACUUCGUUCAGAAAUGCUGACAAAGACUUGGUAAAGGCGUCAGAUCAGUCUCGCCUCUACUGCUUGGAAGUGAUCUGUUGCCUCCCUCCCUCACCCGGGCUGCUUCUGCAGGAGCAAAGCAAUAGUGAGAAAGAGAGAGAGAGCGAGAGAGAGAGAGAGAGAGAGAGAGAGAGAGAGAGAGAGAGAGAGAGAGAGAGAGAGAGAGAGAGAGCGUGUGAGAGAGAGAGGGAGCCUUGAGCAUGAAUUGUCGCCCUGAAGUCCCCACAAGAAGGAGCGAGUUGGUGUCACGUCGACGCGUGGAAGUAAAAAACUGUUGAUGUUAUGUUUGAAUAAGUGCAAUUAAUACGUGACACAGCAAGGCUCUGCAGAGACGGCUCUACAGUUCCAGAGGACUUGUUUGAUGAGUGUUUCAUAAGAGCAGGACUGCCUUCCUCUGCUGCCACAUCUGUUGGAAGGCACAACACAGAUAAACAGACUUUUCUAGUGAUGUCCAAUGUUUCCUCCCUUUUCAUAACAAAAGUGUAUCAUACAACGAAUUGUUUUAACAUGAAGACAUAUUUUUGUAGAAUUGAGUCAAACAAACAAUGUUCUUGAACAACAGCCACUGCCACUUUUCUUGACAGUGUUGUGAGAGCCAGCUGUCAGUGAGGCAGUGAGUUGGCAUGUAUGAGUUGUGUGACUGGACAGCAAUAUCAAGGCUACUACCUGUGACAGAUUGUAAUUGUGUGUUUUUUCUUUUAAACAUAAGUGGUAAGGAGACCUUUAUCAAUGUAUGCACUUGUUCUCCAUUUCCCGUAGCCUAAAAUGUAAAUAUUUGAUUUUAACAGAUAUAUUUUGUGUAAGACAAGUUUUAUAAAUAAAUAUGAAUCUAUUUAUAUUA